Molecule: messenger RNA, 10917 nt
Organism: Monodelphis domestica (gray short-tailed opossum)
Lineage: Eukaryota; Metazoa; Chordata; Mammalia; Didelphimorphia; Didelphidae
Gene: COL6A3
Product: collagen type VI alpha 3 chain
Molecular function (GO): protein binding; serine-type endopeptidase inhibitor activity
Source: RefSeq, a predicted model, not a curated record
CUCCGCUGUAUCACUGGAGCCCGGCCAGUUCGCAGCUGCAGCCUCCCAGUGAAGGCAGCUGAGCGCGCCGCAGCAGCCACAGCCCUCCUGGAAGGCAGCGGUGCUGCGCGGCCACUGUCGGGAGAGCUCCUCCGCCAGGACCCGAGCCCCGAGGGAGGCGAAGGAUGCAGCGGGCGCAGCCCUAGGCAGCCAGCGAGGUCCGAGCCGCAGAGUCCCCCAGCUUUGCUCAGGGUCCGAUAGCUGGUGCUUUGACGAGAACAAAAUGAGGAAGCAUCGACAUUUGCCUCUUGUGGCAAUCUUCUGCCUUUUAGUCUCAGGUUUCGGGGUGACUGAUGCUCAAGAGGCUGUCCAAACGAGUGCUGCUGCAGAUAUAAUCUUUCUAGUGGAUUCCUCUUGGAGCAUUGGCAAAGAACAUUUCCAGCUAGUUCGGGAGUUUCUCUAUGAUGUUAUAGAAUCUUUAGCUGUGGCAGGAAGUGAUUUUCGUUUUGCCUUGGUCCAGUUCAAUGGAAACCCACACACUGAGUUCCUGCUAAACACAUACCGUACUAACCAAGAGGUCCUGUCCCAUAUUGCCAACAUGACCUACCUGGGGGGAGACAGCAAGACUGGCAGAGGCUUACGAUACGUGAUACAGAACCAUCUGACUCCGGCUGCCGGGAGCCGGGCGAGGGAUGGCGUCCCCCAGGUUAUCGUAGUGUUAACCGACGGACGAUCCCAGGAUGAUGUGGCCGGGCCUUCGGCAGAACUGAAGUCCGCCGCCGCCGUGGACGUGGUUGCCAUUGGCGUGCAGGACGCAGAGGAAGGAGAGCUCAAGGAGAUGGCCACUGAACCCCUUGAUUUGCAUGUUUUCAACCUAGAGAAUUUUACCGCCCUCCAUGACAUAGUAGGAAACUUAGUGGCCUGUGUCCGUUCCUCCAUGGUUGCGGACAUUGCCGGGGCGCCAGAGAUACCUAAAGACAUCACAGCGCAAGAAUCUGCUGACCUUAUUUUCCUUAUUGAUGGAUCAGACAAGACUGGAAGUGCCCAUUUUGCAGCCAUUCGAGAUUUCCUUGUAAAUUUCCUUGAGAGACUUCCCAUUGGAGCUCGGCAGAUCCAAGUUGGGGUAGUGCAGUAUAGCAAUGGGCCCAGAACCGCCUUCUCUUUGAACAGCUACUCCACAAAGGCUGAUGUUUUGGAUGCGGUGAAGGCUCUUAGGGUCAUUGGGGGUGAGGAGACGAAUGUGGGGGCUGCCCUGGACUUCGUGGUGGAGAACCACUUCACCCAGGCGGGAGGCAGCCGAGUGGAGGAAGGGGUUCCCCAGGUGCUAGUGCUCAUAAGUGGCUCUCAGUCGACUGAUGACAUUAGAGAUGGGGUGGUCGCCUUAAAGCAAGCGAGUAUCUUUUCAUUUGGCCUCGGGGCCCAGGGGGCCGACAGGGCAGAGCUCCAGCACAUUGCUACCGAUGAAAAUUUCGUGUUUACCACCCCGGAAUUUCGUAGCCUUGGCGACUUACGAGAAUACUUACUGCCCUACAUUGUUGGCGUGGCCCAAAGAACAAUUGUGUUGCAGCCCCCAACCAUUGUCACUCAAGUCAUUGAAGUCAACAAGCGAGAUAUAGUCUUCCUGAUAGAUGGCACGUCUACACGGGGAUCGGCCAACUUCAAUGCCAUCCGCGACUUCCUUUACAAAGUGGUCCAGAAGCUGGAAAUCGGGCAGGAUCUGAUUCAGGUGGCCGUGGCCCAGUACGCAGACACCGUUAAGCUGGGCUUUCAUUUCAAGGACUUCCAGUCCCGAAGGGAUGUCCUCAGUGCCAUUCGGAGGCUGCGGCCCAUUAAUGGCACGGUGCUCUACACAGGGGCUGCCCUUGACUAUGUCAGGAACAACUUCUUUAAUGGUUCUGUUGGAUAUCGAGCCAGCGAAGGGGUUCCUAAACUCCUGGUGUUGAUCACGGGAGGUAAGUCCCUCGAUGACAUCAGCUAUCCAGCCCAGGAACUGAAGAGGAGCGGCAUCAUGGCCUUUGCCAUUGGGAGCCCAAUGGCAGACCGAACGGAGCUAGAAGAGGUUGCCUUUGACCCCUCUUUGGUGUUCGAACCGGCGGAAUUCCGACCUGGGCCCAUGCAAGCCAUCCUACCUGGCUUUCUAUCGCCAUUAAGAACCCUUUCUGGAACCACCCAAGUUCCUGUAAACAAAAGGGAUAUCAUCUUUCUUUUGGAUGGAUCACUCAACGUGGGAAACGCCAACUUCCCUUACGUGCGCGACUUUGUAAUGAACUUAGUAAACAGCCUCGAUGUGGGCUAUGACAAUAUCCGGGUCGGUUUAGUUCAAUUUAGCGACACUCCCGAGACUGAGUUCUCCCUAGACACAUACCAGUCCAAGUCAGAUUUGCUUGCUCGCCUGCGGCAGUUGCAACUCAAGGGGGGGUCCACUCUGAACAUUGGCUCGGCGCUCGAUUUUGUGCGCUCCAAUCAUUUCACGGAAGCUGGCGGGAGCCGGAUCCAUGAGAACAUCCCUCAGCUCCUCCUCCUGCUCGCUGCCGGGCAGUCGGGGGAUUCUUACUUGCAAGCUUCCAAUGCUUUAGCCCGAGCCGGAGUCCUGACCUUUUGCGUGGGUGCUAGCCAGGCUAAUAAGGCAGAACUCGAGCAGAUUGCAUUUAACCCCAGCCUGGUCUAUCUUAUGGAUGAUUUCAGUUCCCUACCAGCCUUGCCACAGCAAUUGAUUCAGCCCCUAACCACAUAUGUUAGUGGUGGCGUGGAAGAAGUUCCACUUGCCCCGACAGAAGGCCAGCGGGACAUUCUUUUCCUCUUCGAUGGCUCAGCCAACCUCAUUGGCCAGUUCCCCGCCGUCCGGGACUUCCUCUACAAGAUUAUCGAUGAGCUCAAUGUGAAACCUGAUGGCACUCGGAUAGCCGUCGCCCAGUACAGUGACAACGUCAAAGUGGAGUCCCGUUUUUCUGACCACCAGAGCAAGACAGAUCUCUUGAAUCAUGUGAAACGGAUGAAGAUCAAGGGAGGCAAACUCCUCAACGUGGGUCAGGCCCUGGACUUUGCCCAGAGGAAUCUCUUUGUGAAGUCGUCUGGGAGUAGAAUUGAGGAAGGAGUGCCUCAGUUCCUUGUCCUUCUGGCAGCUGGCAGGUCGACCGACCGUGUGGAUGGGCCGGCCCAGAACCUGAGACAGGUUGGCAUCAUCCCGUUCAUUUUCCAAGCAAAGAAUGCAGACCCUGCGGAAUUAGAAAGGAUCGUGCCCUCCCCUGCCUUUAUCCUAGCUGCCGAGUCUCUGCCCAAGAUCGGAGAGCUUCAGCCACAGAUUGUGAAUCUCUUAAAAACUGUCCAAAAUGGCGGACCCUCACCAGGUCCCGGGGAGAGGAAGGACAUCGUCUUCCUGAUCGACGGCUCUGACAGGGUCAGAAGCGACUUCCCUUUCCUGAAGGACUUUGUUCGGAAAGUGGUGGAGAGCCUGGACGUGGGCCCCGACCGUGUCAGGGUGGCCGUGGUGCAGUUCAGCGAGCGAGCCCGGCCCGCGUUCUACCUGAACUCCUACUCCGACCAACGGGCUGUGCUCCAGGCCGUCCGCCAGCUGUCCCCGCUCGGCGGCGCGUCCCUGCACACGGGCUCCGCCCUGGACUUCGUCCUGAGGAACGUCCUGGUGGAGUCGGCGGGGAGCCGGAUGGCCGAGGGCGUCCCCCAGGUCCUGAUCGUCCUCAGCGCAGGCAGGUCCCAGGACGACAUCCAGGGCCCCGCGGUGCUCCUGAAGAGGAGCGGCGCCGUGCCCUUCGGCAUCGGCAUCGGCCACUCCGAUGACGCCGAGAUGCGGACCAUCUCCUACGUCCCCGACUUUGCUGCCGUCAUCCCCACCUUCCAGCAGCUGGCUCACGUGCAGCAGCUCGUCUCGGAGAAAGUGAUUCUGCUCAGCCAGGAGGAGCUGCAGAAGAUCAGGCCGGCGCUGCCUCUUCCACCGCCAGGGGCUGGUAGCAAGAGGGACGUGGUCUUCCUCAUCGACGGCUCCCAGAACACGGUGCAGGAGUUCUCGUACAUCCGCGCCUUGAUCGAGAGUCUCAUCGAAGAGCUGGACGUGGGCUUCGACACCACUCGGGUGGCGGUGAUUCAGUUCAGCGAGGAUCCCCGGGUUGAGUUUCUGCUGAAUGCCCACAGCAGCAAGGAUGACGUCCAGGCGGCCGUGAGGAGGCUGCGUCCCAAGGGUGGCCGGCAGAUCAACGUGGGCAGCGCUCUGGACUACGUGUCCAAGAACAUCUUCCGGAGGCCGCUGGGGAGCCGCCUUGAGGAGGGGGUGCCGCAGUUCCUGGUGCUCAUCUCUUCGGGGAGGUCCAGCGACGACGUGGAGGAUGCUGCGGCACACAUCAAGGAGACUGGGGUGGCCCCCUUCACCGUGGCCCGCAACGUUGAUCCCGAGGAGCUGGUCAGGAUUUCUCUGAGCCCUGAGUACGUAUUCUCAGUGAGCACCUUUAGGGAGCUGCCGAGCCUGGAACAGAAGCUGCUGACCCCCAUCACCACCCUGACCUCGGAGCAGAUAAAGAGCAUCCUGAGUCAAACACCGCACCCAAGACCAGAUGUAGAAGGCAACGCUGCCGACAUUGUCUUCCUCGUUGAUUCCUCGGACAGCGUCAGGCCAGAAGGGAUAGUCCACAUUCGAGAUUUCAUCCGCAACAUCGUCAGGAAGUUCGACGUGGGCCCCAACCGCAUCAGGAUUGGCUUGGCGCAGUUCAGCAACGAAGUCUUCCCAGAGUUCUACCUGAGGACCCACAAGUCGCAGAGUGACGUGCUGGAAGCCAUCCGGCGCCUGCGGUUCCGUGGGGGCUCCCCCCUCAACACCGGCAAAGCUCUGGAGUUUGUGGCCAAGAACUUUUUCGUGAAGUCGGCGGGGAGCAGGAUAGAAGACGGGGUCCCGCAGCAUCUCGUGUUGUUUCUCGGAGGGAAGUCACAGGACGACGUGUCGAGGGCCGCCAGAGUGAUGAGCUCCUCGGGCAUCAUCAGAGUCGGUGUGGGGUCCCGGAACGUCGACCGGACCGAGCUGGAGACCAUCACCGGCCGGGACUCCAGACUCAUCUUCACCAUCAGAGAAUUUAGGGACCUUCACAACAUCGAGAGCCAAGUCCUAAGCUCGUUCGGACCGUCAGGAGUGACUCCCACGCCUCCUGGCCCGUUUUCUCCUCCUACCCUAGUCCCAAAGAAAGCUGACAUCGUCUUCCUGCUGGACGGCUCCAUCAACUUCAAGAGGGAUAACUUCCAGGAAGUUCUCCGCUUCGUCUCGGGGAUAGUGGACACCAUUUACGAGGGGGGCGACUCCAUCCAGGUGGGCCUCGUCCAAUACAACUCAGACCCCACCGAUGAGUUCUUCCUCAAGGACUUCUCCACCAAAGAGGAGAUCCUCGAUGCGAUUAACAAAGUGGUCUACAAAGGCGGGAGGCAAGCCAAUACGUUGGUGGGCCUCGAGCACCUCCGGAAGAACCACUUUGUGCCCGAGGCCGGCAGUCGCAUCGACCAGCGCAUCCCUCAGAUCGCCUUCGUGAUCACCGGCGGGAGCUCUGUGGAAGACGUGGAGGAGGCCACCCGGGCCCUGUCCCAGAAAGGGGUCAAGGUGUUCGCCGUUGGGGUGAGGAACGUCGACUUGAGGGAGGUAUCGAGGAUCGCCUCCAACAGCGCCAUCGCCUUCCGAGUGAGCAACGUCCAGGAGCUGUCCGAGCUGAGCGAGCAAGUGCUGGAGACGCUGCACGAUGCCAUGCACGAGACGCUGUGUCCCGGCGUGCCGGACGUCUCCCGAGCCUGCCACCUGGACGUGAUCCUGGGCUUCGACGGCUCCCCGGACCAGAACGUGUUCGUGUCUCAGCGGGGCCUCGAGGCCAAGGUGGACGCCGUCCUGAGCCGGGUCACCCAGCUGCAGAGGAUCAGCUGCACCGGCAGCCAGGAGCCCACCGUGAGGGUGGCCGCCGUGGCCUACACGCCCUCCGGGCCCGUGGAAGGCUUCGACUUCUCCGCCUUCCAGCCUGACCUGUUUGAGAAGUUCCAGACGAUGCGCAACCAGCACCCCUACGUGCUGACGGCCGACACGCUCAAGGCCUACCAGAGCAAGUUCAGGAGCUCCCCGGCGGGCAGCGUGAAGGUGGUGAUUCACUUCACCGACGGGGUAGACGGAGACCUGGCCGCACUGCACAGAGCCUCGGCCGAGCUGCAGGAGGAAGGGGUGAAGGCCCUCAUCUUUGUGGGCCUGGAAAGGGCCGCCAACUACGACAACGUGAUGCAGCUCGAAUUUGGUCGGGGCUUCACCUACAACCGGCCGCUGGCGGUGAGCUUGAUGGACCUGGACUACGAGUUGGCGGAACAGCUUGAUAGCAUUGCCGAGAGAGCUUGCUGUGGCGUUCCCUGCAAAUGUUCUGGGCAAAGAGGAGACCGAGGACCUCUGGGCAGCAUCGGGCCAAAGGGUAUGCCUGGAGAAGACGGCUAUCGAGGUUACCCUGGGGAUGAAGGUGGACCAGGGGAACGUGGGCCUCCAGGGGUGAACGGCACUCAAGGUUUCCAAGGAUGCCCAGGCCAGAGAGGAACAAAGGGUUCCCGUGGAUUCCCAGGAGAAAAGGGAGAAUUGGGAGAGAUAGGUCUGGAUGGACUGAAUGGAGAAGAGGGAGACAAAGGAUUGCCAGGUUCUUCUGGAGACAGGGGCAGUGCUGGUAGAAGGGGCGACAGAGGUGCUAAAGGAGAAAAAGGAGAAAGAGGAGACAUGGGAAUUCGAGGCGAUCCGGGUGAAAUUGGACGGGACAGUCAACAGCGAGGACCCAAAGGAGAAAAGGGUGAAAUCGGCCCAAUGGGAGUGCCUGGACGUGAUGGGAGGUCCGGCGGGCCUGGAGGCGUUGGCAAGGAUGGCGGCCCUGGGCGGAGAGGACCCCCGGGAGGGAAGGGCAACAAAGGCGGCCCAGGACAACCGGGAAUCUCCGGAGAAUCAGGAGCACGAGGGCCCCAGGGUCCACCUGGCCCAACUGGGCCCCCAGGCUUAAUUGGUGAACAAGGCAUUCCUGGACCGAGGGGAGGUGGUGGGACCCCUGGAGUCCCUGGAGAUCGUGGCCGGCCUGGUCCCCUGGGAGCUAAGGGCGAGCCUGGAGAUCCUGGCCCAAAGGGAGGAAAUGGACCACGUGGACCUCGAGGAGAGAUGGGAGAUGACGGGCGAGACGGCAUGGGCCUUGAAGGACAGAAAGGCAAAAAAGGAGAGCGUGGAUUCCCUGGAUAUCCGGGACCAAAGGGUGCUCCGGGUGACCGAGGUGGGGAUGGAGGACCAGGGCCGAAAGGAAGCCGAGGCCGCCGGGGAAAUUCAGGCCCGCCUGGAGGAGUUGGACAGAAGGGAGACCCAGGCUACCCAGGACCAUCCGGCCAUAAAGGCAUCCGAGGAGAGUCAGUCGAUCAAUGCAGCCUGAUUCAGAGCAUCAAAGACAAAUGCCCUUGCUGCUACGGACCGCUGGAAUGCCCGGUUUUCCCAACAGAACUCGCCUUCGCUUUAGACACCUCACAAGGCGUCAGUCAAGAUUCUUUCAGCCGGAUGAGGGACGUCCUUCUGAAAAUCGUGGGCGACUUGACCAUAGCAGAGAGCAAUUGUCCCCGAGGAGCCCGGGUGGCCGUCGUGACCUACAACAACGAGGUGACCACAGAGAUCCGCUUCCCGGAUUCCAAGCGGAAGGCCCUGCUCCUGGACCGCAUCCGGAACCUUCAGGUGCCCUUGACGUCCAAGGAACGCAGCUUGGAGACCGCCAUGGCCUUCGUGGCCAGGAACACAUUCAAGAGGGCUCGCAGUGGCUUCCUCAUGAGGAAGGUGGCCGUCUUCUUCAGCAACGGCCUCGUCCGGGCCUCCCCUCGGCUCAAUGAGGCGGUGCUCAAGCUGUCCGAUGCAGGAAUCACCCCCUUGUUCCUGACCAGCAGAGAGGAUCGGACCCUCAUCAACGCCCUGCAGAUCAAUAACACAGCCGUGGGCCAUGCUCUGGUUCUCCCCUCUGGAAGGAACCUCAAUGACUUCUUGAAGAACGUGCUGACUUGCCAUGUCUGCUUGGAUAUAUGUAAUCCUGACCAGUCGUGUGGAUUCGGCAGCUAUAGACCCGCCUUCAGGGACAGGCGAGCUGCAGGCAGUGAUGUGGACAUUGACAUGGCCUUCAUCUUGGACAGCUCUGAGACCACGACCCCGUUUGCAUUCAAUGAGAUGAGGAAAUACAUUGCCUACACAGUCAAGCAGCUGGACAUCAGUCCUGACCCCAAGAUGUCCCAGCACCUCACCAGAGUGGCAGUCCUCCAGCACGCACCCUGGGAGCAUGAGGGCAAUUCCAGCUUCCCCCCUGUCCGCGUGGAACUCUCUUUAACGGAUUAUGGCUCCAAGGACAAGCUGGUCGACUUCCUCAGCAACCACAUGACCCUGUUGCCUGGGACCAGGGCCUUGGGCAACGCCAUUGAGUACACCAUAGAAAGCAUCUUUGAAAGUGCACCCAACCCUCGGGACCUCAAGAUAGUGGUGCUGAUGGUCACGGGAGAAGUGAAGAAGGCUGAGCUCGAUGACCUGCAGAGGAUCAUCGUCCAGGCCAAGUGCAAGGGCUACUUCUUCGUUGUGCUGGGCAUCGGUCGAAACGUCAACGUCAAGGAUGUCUACAGCUUUGCCAGUGAGCCCAACGAUGUCUUCUUCAAACUGGCGGACAAGCCCACGGAGCUCAAUGAAGAGCCAUUACUACGCUUUGCCAGGCUGUUGCCCUCAUAUGUCAACAGUGAAAACGCCUUUUAUUUGUCUCCGGAUAUCAGGAAGCAAUGCGAUUGGUUCCAAGGGGACCAGCCAGCCAAGAAUCCUAUCAAGUUGGGCCAAAGGCAAAUACACGUUCCUAACAACGCGACCUCUGUUUCUACACCCAAGCCUGUGACUACCACAAAACCCACGACUUCAGCAACUCUACCUUCUGUCAAGCAGAACCCUGUAAAAGUGCACCCUGUCAAUCCAGCAGCUGCUCAUCCCCCUGUAAAGCAGGUCUCUGCCCAGCCAGGUCCUGUGAAGCAGGCCCCUGCUCAUUCAGCCCCUGUAAAGCAGGCCCCUGCUCAUUCAGCCCCUGUAAAGCAGGCCCCUGCUCAUUCAGCCCCUGUAAAGCAGGCCCCUGCUCAUUCAGCCCCUGUAAAGCAGGCCCCUGCUCAUUCAGCCCCUGUAAAGCAGGCCCCUGCUCAUUCAGCCCCUGUAAAGCAGGCCCCUGCUCAUUCAGCCCCUGUAAAGCAGGCCCCUGUUCAUUCAGCCCCUGUAAAGCAGGCCCCUGCUCAUUCAGUCCCUGUAAAGCAGACCCCUGCCCAUCCAGCCCCUGUGAAGCAGGACCCUGCCAAUCCCAUUUCUGCUAAUUCAGUCCCUGUAAAGCAGGCCCCUGCUCAUUCAGCCCCUGUAAAGCAGGCCCCUGUUCAUUCAGCCCCUGUAAAGCAGGCCCCUGCUCAUUCAGUCCCUGUAAAGCAGGCCCCUGCCCAUCCAGCCCCUGUGAAGCAGGACCCUGCCAAUCCCAUUUCUGCUAAUUCAGUCCCUGUAAAGCAGGUCCCUGAAAAUCCUGUUGCUGCCCACCCAUUCCCCGUAAAGCAGGCCCCUGCUGACCCAGCCCCCGCAAAACCAGCCCCAGCAAACCCCGCUCCAGUAGCGAGGCCAGUCGCCUCGAAGCCAGCUGCUGCAAAGCCAGUGGCUACAAAACCUGUGACUCCAAAACCACUCGCCACCAAACCACAGGCCACGAAGCCACUGUCCUCAAAGCCAGCAGUUAAGACAAGCAGAGAAGUCCACGUCUCUGAGAUCACGGAGAACAGUGCCAGGCUUCGCUGGGUCAAUCCUGACCAACCCAACCCUUAUAUUUAUGACCUCACCAUCACCUCCACGCAUGACCGCUCUGUUGUCCUGAGACAGAACCUCACUGUGGCCGAACGGGUCAUUGGAGGACUUGUUGCUGGACAGACAUAUCAUGUAGCCGUCGUCAGCUACCUGAAAUCCCAGGUCAAAGCGACCUACGAGGGAAUGUUCACUACACGGAAGACCCAGCCUCCACCACCUCAGCCGCCACGGUCAGCUUCAAGUGCCACCGUCAACCUCAUGGUGAACUCUGAGCCGUGGAAAGGGAAGGAAGCAGAUAUCUGCAAGAUGCCCCAGGAAAUCGGGACUUGUGGAAACUUCGCCUUGAGGUGGUUCUACGACCCCGAGAGCCAGAGCUGCGGCCGCUUCUGGUACAGCGGCUGCGGGGACAACGGCAACAACUUCGCCACGGAGGCGGACUGUGAAAAGGCCUGCAUGCAUGCACACAUCAGUCCUGGCGUCAUUUCGACCAUCGGGACCUAAGGUGACGGGCCGGACACGUACCUCUUCCCGCAGCGCAGGACUCCGCUGUUCCCGCCUCGCCCGCCGCCCUCGUAGAAGCUCUGGGCAGCGCAGGCCGUGCACUGUCCUCUCUGUGCUUUCCCUUCGGAGCAGACUCCAAGGAGAUGUUCUGUCAUUUUUGCUGCAUGACCUAUCAAUAUGGUGCUAAAUGUGUGGACUGAGUGCUUCCCGCCUGGCCCCCCCACGUCGCUGCCCCCCCGCCCCCAGCAGCCCGUUCUCGUGCCCGGCGGAGGCGGGGAGCCCCCUCGUGACGUCUCCCCAGGAAGCCCCGAUUCCCUCCGGCUGUUAUCUAGACCCGCUUAGCUCCUCACCCCGCUGUACGGAGCCUCCCGGGGGGCGGGGCGGCCUCUCUCCCCGGCUGGGUCCGCCGGGUCGGUUCUCCUGCGAUUUCUCGACGUUCUGCGAUCGGGCCGGACGCGCGGACCCAGCCGGCACGUCUGGCCUCGGCUGUGCUCCACAUUCCUCUGGUGUUGUGUGUUUUAUGAAAUUUAAAAGGGGGCGGGAGGGAGUGAAUUUUUAUUUUGUUUUUGGGAAAUCUAUACAAAGGAACUUUUUAAUAAAGUCGAACGGAGGUUUUGUGA